This is a messenger RNA of Colletotrichum acutatum, 1067 nucleotides long. RefSeq names its product mitochondrial ribosomal protein subunit L20-domain-containing protein. Gene Ontology annotation, cellular component: mitochondrial large ribosomal subunit. Bases 298 to 927 code for a protein of 209 amino acids. Gene Ontology annotation, molecular function: structural constituent of ribosome. Lineage: Eukaryota; Fungi; Ascomycota; Sordariomycetes; Glomerellales; Glomerellaceae. The record is from RefSeq and is a predicted model, not a curated record. The transcript has a single exon.
AUCGGCUGUUCGAAAAACUUCAGAUCAUCGCCUCAGGGUCUCCCGUACAGCAUCGCGAAAGAGCUUCCCCCGUAGCACGCGACCAACCCAUCAAAGCCUCCCCCCCAGCGCCGCAGUCGACCCGUUCGAGACUCGCGCCGAAGCGACGCUGGCCGUGCUGUCACACUCUCUCAAGGAAACCAUUCAAUUGGCCAUCUCAAGCUCCUAACCGACGUCCUCGAAAAAAAGUGAACGAGAGAGACCACGACUACGAAACACGGUACUCUUCCCAAGCUCCAUCACAACUUCCAACCGACAAUGGAGGCCAGGACAUUGACAAGACCGGCCGCCACGCUGGCAUCUCUCCUCCGCCAACAAGCAACCACUACCGUCCCCCGAAGAGGCCACAAGACCUUCUCCCGCACAAAGCGCGCCCUCAACAUCCCUCCCCACCCCGACUUCCUCCCCUCGACCCCAGCCGCCGGCGACACAAUCAUCUACAACCCGCCCUCCGCCGCCCCCUCCGUCUACCACACCCCCUUCAAGUUCCUCCCGGCCUCCGACCCCCGCCGCCGCGCAAACCUCUCCGCCCUCUUCGCCUCCUCCUCACAAGCAACAUCCUCAUCAAAAUCAACGACACCCCUCCCCCCGGCCCUCAACGUCCCCUCCCGCGGCGCCAACCCGCGCUACCACCUCUCCAAGGACGACGUCGCCGAGAUCCGCAAGCUCCGCGCCCACGACCCGGAUUUCUGGUCCGUCUCGGCCCUCGCGCGCAAGUUUGACUGCUCCGAGACCUUCAUCACCAUCUGCACGCCUGCCCCGCGAGAGCACACGCAGAAGCUCGCGCAGAAGCUCGAGGCCGUCAAGAGCCGCUGGGGUGGUAUUCGCACAAAGGCCCGCGAGGACCGCUCGCGCAGAAAGGAGAUGCUCUUCCGGGGUGAGCUGUAAAGAAAGAUUCAAACCGAAGAAGAAGAAAAAGACCUACUCAGGAAAAGAUCAAAAAUGGGGCCGCUUGACGACUCGGGAUGCCUGAGUCUGUUACUGUACUUUUGGCGAUGAGAUAGGCAUUGGAGGGGGGGGGGGGGAAA